Branchiostoma belcheri (Belcher's lancelet) is the source of this 720-nucleotide messenger RNA. RefSeq names its product N-acetylaspartate synthetase-like. Gene Ontology annotation, molecular function: N-acetyltransferase activity. The transcript has a single exon. NCBI's taxonomy places the organism in Eukaryota, Metazoa, Chordata, Leptocardii, Amphioxiformes, Branchiostomatidae. The record is from RefSeq and is a predicted model, not a curated record. Bases 64 to 720 code for a protein of 218 amino acids.
UGUCUGUUGGUUUCCAAGGGGGAGGCCUCGUCGUGUGAUUGACAACUGUCACAGGCACUCGUGAUGAUUCGGAAGCAGCCCCAGACCACAAACAUGAAGAGUGACGGCCUCAGCAUAGAUAUAAGGGAGCUGCGACAAGAAGAAGCUUCUGAAGUUCGAGACAUGAUCAUGUCCGGACUCUGCCAACAGAAUGCUUCACAUCGCACCGUGUUUAAAGUUCUCCGUAUGCCCGUUGGCUGGCUCUGGGUAGGCUUUCUGGUGGUGAGCUUUUACUCUGUGACUAGCUCCUGGCUUGCAUCGGUUACCCUCGCGGUAUUAACGUGUCUGCCCGCAACGUGGGCACUCCUGUAUGCCAGGUUUAGGAUAAAGAGACACUUUGAACGUCUGGAACUCCAAGAUCUGUACACUUGGUACGGAAGCAGGGCUGGAAGCAAGUUCUGGGUUGCGGUUUUCCGAGGAAAGAUCAUCGGGACCAUUGCUCUACACAGGACGUCGGGCAACGCAGCCAAACUGAAACGCAUGACCGUCCUUCCCAGGUUCCGAGGAAGAGGCGUGGCCACCCGUCUGAUGAAACAUUGUGAGGAAUACUGCGGGACUCAAGGUGUGGAGAGGAUACACCUGAGGACCAGUCAGUUUCAACAGGAUGCCCUAAGGCUGUACCUGAAGUUCGGGUAUACAAUCACAGAGAAAUUCACGUUUUCACGUUUAUGGAGAAAUUGA